This is a messenger RNA of Dentiscutata erythropus, 811 nucleotides long. NCBI's taxonomy places the organism in Eukaryota, Fungi, Glomeromycota, Glomeromycetes, Diversisporales, Gigasporaceae. The record is from the annotation of a GenBank genome assembly.
UUUAACUAUUGCAAUUUAUUUGGAAGCUAACAAAGACCAUUUGAAGUCACUUCAUCUUGUAUUUAAUAGAUACUCUAUUCUAUCACCGUUAUUAGGAAUAUUUUUAUUGUUAGCAUCAAUUUGUUAUAUUUUAUAUGGUUAUUGGAUAUCCUUUAUUAUGGCUAUUAGUGGUUUAAUUUAUACCAGCAUGUUUUUUAUACCAAAAAUGAUUUCACCAUUAGAUAUUUGGGUUCUUUUAAUUCGAGUUUUUGGUUUAAGUUUAUAUUUAUAUAUAUUUCCUGUAAUAUUGAAAGAAGUAGCAAAUAUUCUUUCAAUAUUUAUGACUCCUUAUAUAUUACAAAUUUCAUACCUUUUUGGUUAUUAUAUAUUUCUUGCUUCAAUAAUUUGUACAUUAGAUAUUCAAGAAAAGAUGAUAAAUACCGUUACUUUACUUCAAGUACUUCAAGUUUAUCAAUUACGUAAAAAAGAACAUGGAAUUUACGAAUAUAUUAUCAAUUUUAUUGAUAAAGCAAAAACUUCCAAUAUUCAAAUUCCACCAUCUUGUAAUUGUCAAAAUUCCGAUUCAAGAACGAAUAAUGGUUGGUGUGAAUUAUGUGGAAUUGCUCAGAAUGUGAUCAUUAAAAGUCUUGGAAGAUCACCAUCUGAUAUAACUCCCGAAUUUCUUCCAGAUAACGAGAUGGAUAAUAAAGAGAUUGUGAGGAAUCCUAGAGUACUUGAAGAUGAGAAUGUUUAUUAUAGUCAAUUUAUUGAUUUGGAUGCUAUUUCAAAAGAAGAACCAUUUGAAGUUUUGGAUGAUGAAUACUACGAUUAA